UGAAAUCCUUAGAGCUACACGGAUGACAGACAUUGUAUAUAUUUUGCAUAACAAUAACCAUAAUAUUCAUUCUCCAAAUUCUCAAACCCUUAAUUCCUUAGAAUUUUUGAAUCAUGGAGAGACCAAGAGUCGGCAUCGUCGGAGCCGGCAUCAGCGGCCUCCUCGCCUGCAAAUACGCAGCCUCCAUCGGCCUGACUCCGGUCGUGUUUGAGGAGCAGCCGCACGCCGGCGGCCUCUGGAACCACACCAUCAAGUCCACCAGGCUGCAGAACUCCAAGGACUUCUUCCAGUUCUCCGACUUCCGGUGGCCGGAUUCUGACGACGGCGUCUUCCCCGGCGGCGCCGAGGUCCUGCAAUACGUGCAAUCGUACGCCGACCAUUUCGAGCUCCUGCCAUACAUCAAUUUUAAGUGCAGAGUGAUGAGCAUGGAGUAUGUGGGCGUGUCUGAAGAGGAGAUGGAAAUGUGGGAUUUGUGGGGUGGAUUUGGAGAAGCCUUUGGAUCCAAAGGGAAGUGGAAUCUCAAGGUUCUUCACAUCAAGGAUCAGUCUGUUAAGGAAUAUGUUGUAGAGUUUGUUGUUCUCUGCAUCGGAAGAUUCAGUGGUCUACCGUCGAUCCCGGAAUUUCCUCCCGGAAAAGGCCCCGACGUCUUCUCCGGCCAAGUCCUGCAUUCCAUGGAUUACUCUGCCAUGGACAAUGCAGCCGCCGCCGAGUUCAUCAAAGGAAAGCGAAUCGCUGUUAUCGGCUCCGGGAAGUCCGCUGUCGACAUUGCAGCCGAGUGUGCAAAUGCCAACGGGAGCGAGAAACCGUGCUCGUUGAUCUGCCGGACAGCUCAUUGGAUGCUUCCGGACGCAAAGGCAUUGGGAUUACUCAGUUUCAGCCGAUUGUGUUUCACCCGAAUUUUCGAGCUUAUGGUUCAUAAACCGGGCGAAGGGUUCCUUAAUAGCACCUUGGCUACAUUGCUUUCGCCGUUGAGAUGGGCGAUCUCAAAGUAUGUCGAGAGGUACAUUAGUUGGAAGACUCCCUUAAAAAAGUACGGCAUGAUCCCCGGCGAGAGCUUUGUCCAAGAAAUCUCCUCUUGUCAAAUUCUUUAUCUACCCGAAAAUUUCUUCGACAAAGUGAAGGAUGGAAGCAUUAUUUUCAAAAGAUCGCAACAUUUUAGCUUUUGCGACGAAGGUUUGAUGAUUGAGGGAGAGCACAACCCUAUAAAAGCCGAUUUGGUCAUCUUUGCCACCGGAUAUAAAGGCGAUGAGAAGCUCAGGAAUAUGUUCGUAUCCCCAACUUUUCGGAAACGGAUAUUAGGAUCUCAAGAAUCCACCGUUCCUCUUUACAGACAGAUGAUCCAUCCGAGAAUCCCGCAACUAGCCAUAAUAGGUUACUCUGAGUCUCUCUCAAAUCUUUAUAGUUCGGAAAUGCGAUGCAAAUGGCUGUCCUUCUUCAUGGACCAAGCUUUCCAUUUGCCGAGCAUUAAAGAAAUGGAAGAGGACAUCGAGAAGUGGGAUACUUACAUGAAGAAAUAUGCCGGAAAUGGUAAGUUCAGGCGAGGAUGCAUUGCCGGCAUUCACAUUUGGUACAACGAUCAAAUUUGCAAAGACAUCGGAUGCGACCCAAAGAGGAAGAAGGGACUUCUCUCCAAUUUAUUCGAGCCCCAUGGACUACGCGACUACGCCGGAAUACAUCCUCGUCAGCUCUGAUCACUUGUUGCAACUCAUAAAUCUAUGUACAAGGUAUGUGUGACCGUCAGGUCAUGAGUUCAAACCUUCGACGUCUCAAAUCACCUUCUACACAUGGUUCGUCUAGUGUGACUUGUCUGUCGAACCUAGUUUGCAGGGUAUUAGGUUCGGCCGGGGGUUUACCCAGUACACACUUUCGAAUAGCGGCUGCAGAUUCUCACGUCAUUAUUAGAAAAAAAAAAAAAAAAAAAAAAAAGAAAAAGGGGGAAA
Andrographis paniculata is the source of this 1940-nucleotide messenger RNA. Its product is annotated as probable flavin-containing monooxygenase 1. The transcript has 5 exons. NCBI's taxonomy places the organism in Eukaryota, Viridiplantae, Streptophyta, Magnoliopsida, Lamiales, Acanthaceae. Gene Ontology annotation, molecular function: N,N-dimethylaniline monooxygenase activity; flavin adenine dinucleotide binding; NADP binding. The record is from RefSeq and is a predicted model, not a curated record. Bases 114 to 1691 code for a protein of 525 amino acids.